Molecule: messenger RNA, 297 nt
Organism: Talaromyces atroroseus
Lineage: Eukaryota; Fungi; Ascomycota; Eurotiomycetes; Eurotiales; Trichocomaceae
Exons: 4
Coding region: 1-297 (98 amino acids)
Source: RefSeq, a predicted model, not a curated record
AUGACGCUGUCAACAAGUAAACCAGUUUGCGUAGAAGGAUUUUCUGUUGGGUCGAAUGGUGCUGCAGUGACGGUUGACAGCAGUGCUGGUACAGAACUGGAAGACCUGACCCUGACGUUUGCAGAUGAGGACCCUUUCGGCCAUGCACUGUGUACUGGCAGUGCUGGUCCAGAACUAGAAGACCUGACUAUGGCCUUUACAGAUGAGGACGAUGUAGGCAAUGCGGUGUGUGCUGGCAGUGAAAUCAUCUGGCAGGUGAAGCUCGAGGCCAUGGUCGAUUUGACAGAAGAAAGUUGA